AUGUGGAUCCCGAAACUACUCCCGGGCCUGCUGGUCACACCGGCCUGGGCACAUGCGUACGACGACACCGAUAUUCUCAUUGCCAAGCGCAACAACGGCGUGGCUGCCGGUGGCUCCUGCGGCACCCAAGCCAACAACGCCGUAUGUGCAGCCGGCCUCUGUUGCUCCGCCGCAGGCGUCUGCGGCACGGGCGGCGCCUUUUGCGUGGCACCCGCCUGCCAGAUCUCGGCGGGUCCUGCGUGUGACGGCAACCAGACGCCCAACGGCGCCGACACCAGCAAGGUCCCGCGGCCCCUCGUCGGCAGCAUUCCCUACGGCAUCGACAUUAGCCACUGCACUGUCAACGGCAAAGUGGCCAUCACAUUCGACGACGGGCCGUACCUGUACACGGGCGCCCUGCUCGACAUUCUCAAAAACAACAAUGUCACGGCGACGUUUUUUGUCGUCGGCAACAACGGCGCCAAGGGCAUGAUCAACGAUCCGACGACUGGCUACCCGGCCAUUCUGCGGCGCAUGGUGGCCGACGGGCACCAGAUUGGCAGCCACACCUGGAGCCACCAAGACCUGAGCGCGGUGACGGCCGCGCAGCGCAAAGACCAAAUCGUCAAGAACGAAAUAGCCCUUGCCGACGUCCUGGGCGUCUUCCCAACCUACCUGCGGCCGCCGUACACACGAUGGAACCAAGACGCCCUCAACGACCUCAAGACGUACGGGUACCACGUCCUCAACUACGACAUCGACACCCGCGACUGGCAGGGCGACUACACCGUGGCCGAGAACAUUUUCCAGACCAUCCUGUCCCAGCACAGCCCGGCCUCGUCCUCCUGGAUCUCCCUCGAGCACGACAUCUACAACACCACCGUCCACGUCUUUGCCCAGUACAUUAUCGACCAGGCCCGCAAGCUCGGCUACCAGCUCGUGACGGUCGGCGAGUGCCUGGCCGAUCCGCCGAGCAACUGGUACCGGAACGCCACGACGGGACAGCCGGCCCAUCCCGUCGCCGAUGGUGUAGCAAACAACGUCGGGGCCGGAGGAAACCCGACCACGGGUACAGCCGCCCCGACUACACACACAACCAAAGCUGCUUCGCCGACAACCGCAACAGGCAGUUUGCCGUCUGCCAUUGCAGCCGGCAGCAACGGGAAUGGCAGUGGAAAGACAACGACAAAGACGAGUACAGCAGCGACAACAGGCGCGGCUGUGACAGCGACAUCCUCGCCAACAGCGACAAAAUCUGAUAGUUUACGGCUAAUGUCUAGAGGAGGCUCUGCCAUUCUGCUUUUGUUGUUUGUAAUGGCAUUCAUCUUGUAG
This is a messenger RNA of Sporothrix schenckii 1099-18, 1311 nucleotides long. RefSeq names its product chitin deacetylase. The record is from RefSeq and is a predicted model, not a curated record. The coding region runs from base 1 to 1311 and encodes 436 amino acids. Gene Ontology annotation, biological process: carbohydrate metabolic process. NCBI's taxonomy places the organism in Eukaryota, Fungi, Ascomycota, Sordariomycetes, Ophiostomatales, Ophiostomataceae. Gene Ontology annotation, molecular function: hydrolase activity, acting on carbon-nitrogen (but not peptide) bonds; chitin binding. The transcript has a single exon.